Messenger RNA from Patella vulgata (common limpet), 1196 nucleotides. Its product is annotated as trans-L-3-hydroxyproline dehydratase. The transcript is spliced from 4 exons. Gene Ontology annotation, molecular function: hydro-lyase activity. The record is from RefSeq and is a predicted model, not a curated record. The coding region runs from base 1 to 1041 and encodes 346 amino acids. Lineage: Eukaryota; Metazoa; Mollusca; Gastropoda; Patellidae.
AUGCCAGGAGAACAUAGAGUAGAAGCACCAACCCACGAACCGAUCUGUAAGACGGUCGAGAUGCACACAGGAGGCGAACCCGUGCGGAUCAUCGUGUCAGGAUUCCCAGAGAUUAAAGGGGAGACCAUUCUAGAACAACGUCGUUACGUAAAAGAACAUCUAGAUCAUUAUAGAAAGUGCGUGCUCCACGAACCACGCGGUCAUUUUGAUAUGUUUUGUGCUCUGUUAGUGAAACCGACCGUAGAGCAAGCUGAUCUAGCGGUUAUAUUCAUGCACAAUGAUGGUUAUAUAACAAUGUGUGGACAUGUGGUCAUAUCAUUAGCAAGAUAUGCUGUUGAUCACGGACUAGUUAAAAACAUUACAUCUCCUGAAACCAAAGUCAAUAUCCAAUGUCCGUGUGGUUUAGUUACAGCUUACGUUGCGUUUGAUGGAAAGAAGGCGGGAGCAGUCAGGUUUAUCAGUGUACCGGCAUUUGUUUAUAGAACGGAUAUUGAAGUAGAUGUGCCCAGGUUCGGGAAACUGAAAGUAGACAUUAGUUAUGGUGGAGCAUUCUAUGCUUUCAUUUCGGCUGAUAAAGUUGGUUUAGAUUUGAAAUCGUCAAAGAUUAGAGAUAUUGCCGAUGCUGCAGAUGAAGUAUCAGCGGCUAUAAAACGUCAGGUGAAGAUUGAGAUGGCUGGUAAUAAAGAUUUAUCAUAUUUAAGUGGAACUAUUUUAACUGAUGGCAAUGAUUCAAUCAAUGGACGUACAUCAUCUCAUGUCUGUGUUUUUGGAGAUCGUCAGGUUGAUCGAUCACCAUGUGGAUCUGGUGUAACAGCUCGUGUAGCUUUACAACACCACAAACAAUUAAUACAACUCAAUCAGACUAAAUCAUUCCAGAGCUGUAGAACUAAAGCUAUAUUUACAGGCAAACCUGUUAAACCGGUUUCUAUUGGUCAACGUCAAGGGGUCAGAGUUGAAAUUUCCGGAAAAGGCUUUUAUUGCGGCAGCUCUACGUUUACAUUAGAACAGGACGAUCUGAUUGGGCGAGGAUUUUUGUUGUAAAUUAUCUACAAACUACAAAUUAUCUAAAAACUUACAAAUAGUACGAACGGGUCUUAGUCAUGUUUACUUUAGAAUUUCUAUCCAGAUUUACAUUGUUGUUAGACUGUAAUAAACAGAACAUUAUUUGGACUGUUUUAUACAAAACAUCUAUCGGA